CGGAGAUGGACUGAAAACAUGAUGAGAAGACGGUGGAGGAGGGCUGGGAAAGCCCCCCUGCUGGGAAACCCCCCAGAGAGCAGAGAGAAGGGGGCGGAGAAGCUGGGUCACCACGAGGCCACUGCUAUUUAAACUGCUUCCCCAACGGACAGAAGGCAGAGGGAACAAGUAUGAAGCUUAGCCUUGCCGUCCUGCUGACCCUAGGGCUCCUCCAGCCGAGCUGUGGCAGCAGCGUCCUCUCUGUGAGCAGCGCCAAGCUGUCAGACGCAGGCACACGUGUGUGCGUGGGCACCUGUGGGAAUCAAAAUUUCCAGCACCGGGUUGAGAUCCUUGUGUAUGCCUUCCCGAAUGAGCUGGUGACGUUGCCUGCGUCCCUGGUACCUGGACAGGACCAAGAAGUGUCCUGCACGGCCCAUAAUGUCUCGCAUACAGACCCAGACAUGCUCUCCUUUGCCCUGCUCCUGGGGGAUCAGGAACUGGAGGGUGUCCAAGCCCUGGAGCCAGAGCAAGAGGAGGAGAUCCAGGAGGCUGAGGAGGACCCAUUGUUCCAAGUCACACAACGCUGGCUCUUGCCCAUCCUGGAGACCCCUGCCCCACGUACCCUCCACUGCCAAGUUACUAUGCAGCUACCCGGCCUGCAGCUGACCCACCGCAAGGCUCUUCCAGUCUUGCAGAGUCAGACCUCCCUGAAGCCCCAGAGCCCAACGUCUUCAGAUCCCCCCGAAGCUGUCUCCACAGAAGCCCUGGACAUCCCCACGUUGCUGACCACACCCCAACAGGACUCCACGCUCAGUGCCAAGGCUCUGAGCUCCACUGGGACUUGCCGCCCAGAGAUUCACCAGGAGAGGAAGACCACCUGGGAGCUAGUGUGUGAGGCGCGCUGUGGCCCUGGAGUGGCUGUUCACUGGACUGUGGCCCCAGGGGGCCUGGAGGCUUACAAGAAGAGGGAAGCUGGGGCCCAGGCAUGGCUGAGUGUGUCACCCUCCAGUUCUAUCCCCAAGGGUUGGUUCCAAUGCCGCCUGGACCCUGGAGGGCAAAUGACCAGUCUGUAUGUGCCCGGCCAAGUGUUCCCAAAAUCCCCUUCAGCCCCUGAGAUGGUUGGGCCGCCUGUUGCCCUGUGGAUUGGCAGCUUGGUGCUGGGGCUGCUCGUGUUGGGGUUCCUCGUCUACUCCCUGUGGAAACGCUGCCGACCAUCAACCUAGGACCUGUCUGCAAACCCACCCUUCCUGACUGCUCGGCCUCCCACCACCCUUGCAGAAAAGAAUAAAGGCUGUGUGUCUGUC
Jaculus jaculus (lesser Egyptian jerboa) is the source of this 1283-nucleotide messenger RNA. It is a transcript of the gene Madcam1, whose product is annotated as mucosal vascular addressin cell adhesion molecule 1. The transcript is spliced from 6 exons. Gene Ontology annotation, molecular function: integrin binding involved in cell-matrix adhesion. The record is from RefSeq and is a predicted model, not a curated record. The coding region runs from base 171 to 1202 and encodes 343 amino acids. Gene Ontology annotation, cellular component: membrane. Gene Ontology annotation, biological process: heterotypic cell-cell adhesion; positive regulation of lymphocyte migration; integrin-mediated signaling pathway. Lineage: Eukaryota; Metazoa; Chordata; Mammalia; Rodentia; Dipodidae.